Echinostoma caproni is the source of this 702-nucleotide messenger RNA. NCBI's taxonomy places the organism in Eukaryota, Metazoa, Platyhelminthes, Trematoda, Plagiorchiida, Echinostomatidae. The record is from the annotation of a GenBank genome assembly.
AUGCAGUCAGAAUCUAGCGCCACGACGGGCGUCAGCGAAAUGAUCAGCCAAUUUUUGUCAAAACUUACCACCGGCGACUCGUUCCGAUUGGAGACAGUCCCACCACUCCCGUCACCCGAAAAGUUCACCAUCGUCGAAAAUUAUGCUUGUUGGGAAGUGCAGGUGCGUGCUUACGUGCAGAAGUUUCCCGAGUCGGAAAGGAAAAUGGCAAUUUUAGGCCUGUUGGCUAGUGAAUCGACCGAUGGGGCCUUUCAGGCGAGUGCAUUCGAGGAGGAGGAUCUGGAUGGGGUUUUUCGAAAACUGCAAUGCCUCCGUGAUACUCCACUCCACCCAAUCGAGUACCGGUCACAACUCCACUCGGCACGCCAGAACAUCGGGGAGACCGUAGAUGCAUACGCGUAUCGCGUCAAGCAACUGGUGUCCAAGGCUUUUCCCGACGACAACAGCAAAGCCCAGGAUAAGCGUGCUGUGGAACGUUUUGUAGAAGGAGUCAGUAGUGCGUCACUGAAUAAAGCGCUGAUUACAAAAUCGCCUAAAAGCCUCAGCGAAGCUGUUGAUCUGGCAGGAGAAACGGAGAGACUACAGAGAGUCGUUCAUGGAGUAGAGAGCCUUUGCGUGGCCGUGCAUCACCAACGACGUCAGCAGCGAGAACCAAUCCGGAGACAGNCAGUGGGGGCCAAGGCCUCAUCAAGGACCGACUAG